Molecule: messenger RNA, 1088 nt
Organism: Gaeumannomyces tritici R3-111a-1
Lineage: Eukaryota; Fungi; Ascomycota; Sordariomycetes; Magnaporthales; Magnaporthaceae
Exons: 1
Coding region: 210-884 (224 amino acids)
Source: RefSeq, a predicted model, not a curated record
CACCGAGCUUUGUGUACUGCGGAUUAGGGUUCUGAUAUGACGUCCAACAGACCUGGCUGCUAUUGCAGCCACCAAGCGUAUCACCUAGGGCUUCCUUCCUGCCCGAGGUAUGGCUAGACCUUUCUGGGCGUCGUGAAAUCUCAUUGCCAAGGCGGCUCUUCUUCGUCGAACGUGGCAGUCGCCAAGCACAUCACAACCCAUCCGCUGCCAUGUCGGAGCCAAAGGCAGACACCGAGGCCACAGAGGAAACGGCCGGCGAGCCCCUCGGCACCAAAAACCGAGCCCUCCUCGCUGGCGCGUCGGUGGCGCAAGACUUCACGCCGCUCAAGGGCAUCUGCGCGCACCUCAACGCCUUCCACGCCUACGCGUCGGACCCGACGCGGCACGUCGAGGCGAACCACUACUGCGGGCACGUCAACGACGACGUCCGGCAGUGCAUCAUCUACGACCGGCCGACGGGGCCCGGGGCGCGCAUCAUUGGGGUCGAGUACAUGAUCCCGCGGCGGCUGUACGAGACGCUGCCGCCCGAGGAGCGCCGGCUGUGGCACAGCCACGCGUUCGAGGUCAAGUCGGGCAUGCUCGUCAUGCCGCAGCCACUCGUGCCCGACGCCGCGUGGGAGCUGGCCGAGAACAGGGAGAUGGAGGAGGUGAUGCAGCUGUACGGCAAGGUCUACCACCUCUGGCAGGUCGACAGGGGUGACAUGCUGCCGCUCGGCGAGCCCCAGCUGAUGACCAGCUUCACCGCGCCGGGUCAGCUGGACUUUGACACGGUCGUCGCCGAUCGGGACGCGCGGUUCAAGACGGACUACAAGAGGAAGCAAGAGGUCAGGAAGAACCUGCCGGAGCCUGAUAUCCACCCUGAUGCGGACCAGGCUUGGAAGUAGCAUCGAGUCUCCGGCGCCUUAUACGAAAACCGGGACAACACAAAGUCUCAGAGACAGGGGCGCAAGAAAUAUCUCUUGUCAUUGUAAAGUAUUUGUAUAAUACAAUUAUUGACGGUGAAAUGUAUUCACGCGCGUGCAGUAUGGUCAACCUCUUCAACAACUAUAUCCAACACCUAGCUCUCUACUAGCAGGUCCAACUCUCAG